GCGCAGUCGCAGUCUGUGUGAUGGGUGUUAGAAAAGCGCAUCCUGAAUGAUUCCAGGACCCCUGCAGUUGACGACGGAAACGUGAGAAGAUAAGCGUUAUUCUGGGGAGAAUUGGAAUUUCAAAAUGGCAGAGCAUGUGAAUAACUUUCCUCCCCUGCCUAAGUUCCUGAGAAUAAAACCGUGCUUUUACCAGAACAUCGAAGAGGAAAUUCCUGCACCCCACCAGCAGUUGGUUCGCAGAGUCUACAUGCUCUGGCUGAUGUAUUCGGGCACACUGUGCAUAAAUGUGAUCUCAUGUAUUGCUUGGUGGGCUGGGGGUGGAAGUGCCACAAACUUUGGCUUCUCCCUGCUCUGGCUCAUCCUCUUCAGCCCCUGUAGCUACACCUGCUGGUUCAGACCACUCUACAAAGCGUUCAGGGCUGAUAGCUCAUUCAACUUUAUGGCGUUCUUCUUCAUCUUCUUCCUUCAGUGCGUCUUGGCCCUCAUCCAGACUAUAGGCAUCUCUGGUUGGGGAACAUGCGGCUGGAUUGCGACAGUGCUGUUUUUCGGGCAAAAUGUGGGCUCCGCUAUAGUGAUGCUUAUCACAACUCUUCUCUUCACUCUGGUGACUGCUUUAAUGGCACUGGUGCUCAUUAAGGUGCACAGAAUGUACCGUGGCGGUGGCGGGAGUUUGGAGCGCGCUCAGGAAGAGUGGAGCACCGGGAUGUGGAAGAGUGCACCAGUUAGGGAAGCAGGGUUCAAUGCUGUUGCUCAGACAGCCCAAGGCCCAAGCUUGCCACAGUAUCCUGCUGCAGUGCCGAGCUACCCAGACAACAGUCACUGGUGAUAACCGAGCACCACCUCUAGAUGGAGACAGAGAGCUGGUCAUUUCUGUGGUGCACUUGAAAGCACCACAUCAUUUCACCUUCACAUGACAGAAAAUGUAGACAUGUAUAUAUAGAGAGAGUUUUUUUUGUGAAUGAGAGGACAGGAUUGCUCUUAAAGGUUUUAUCAAAGAGUUUUGUCAGCAAAGCUCAUUAAAGCCCUACACUUCUUCUAAAGGGUUAUCUUCAAAAUAUACCAUUCCAUUUCAGUUUUGUUUACAUGUGGUUCAUUGAAAUGAAUUAGAAAGAUUUACACUUUUAUGCUCAAAAGAAAUUUGCUUAGGAAGAUGUACUGUUUUGCAGAUAUGCAAUUGGAAACUCAAAAAGAGUGUGAACAGUUUUAUGAUAGCAGUAUGUGAGGGACGUGUGCCUUACGGACAUUUAUGAUAGGAUUGUUUUUUUGCAUUGCAUUGUUUUAUGCAUGCUAGAAAUUGUAGUAUGCUGAAGAACAGUUUUUUUUCUUUUUCAAAAAGCAAGUCUGCAAACUGCACGAUUUUUAUCUGGUGGAAUUCUUUCCUGUGUAUUAUGUGUAUUCUGGCAGGACUUCAGUUUAAUAUUGAUUCAUUGUGCUUGGUAUCACCAUGCUUGACUGCUUUGGCUGUGACUUCUUGAAAUGCGCCUUAAUACUGCGUGCAGUUUUUGCAUGUGAAAAAAUCGCUUGACUUUUUUUUUUUUUUUUUUUUUUUUUUUUUUUGGUGAAACUGGACUUAUGCCUCAGUGAAGCAACGUGGUGCGUAAUCCUCCUCUGUGAUUUCUAACUGAGCACUGAUGUGCCAAAACACUUGUCUCUUUUCAUUAUUUUGAUACCGAAGAAAAGUCACGCCCGAAGUGGAUCUGUGUUGUACUCUGCCUUAGUAUUUCUCAAUUUCUGUAUUUCCAAAACUGCAUUGUUUGCUUUUAGUGGUCAGCGCCCUGCCGUGAAAGCACCUUAUCAGCUGUUGUCACUGUUCCAGACACUUUCAACUUUCCCCAGAUAGACUGAAUUUUUGUGUGUAGUGACUGCGGUGUGCUUGCAUGCAGCUUAUCAUGGGUGUGACUAAAUAGGAUUUUUUUUUUAUUUCAAAUAUUCUGACCUCAUGUGACCAGUGUAAACAGACAGUAACAACUCAACUGACUGAAAGGAAACUAAAAAUGUGUAGAAGCAUUUGCAGUAAGGUGAAAUCUUGGUCUGAUAGUGGAUAAUUUUCUAUCAUUCCAACAAAUUUCAAAGCAAAUGAACUGAUAAAAACCAAUGAAUGUGGCUUUUGAUAACAGAAUUAUAACUGCUUUUUUUUAAUUAUUUUGCCUCAAUGACCCAAUUAAAGCCUGUAUGAAAUACAAGCACUGACUGGAAGGAAAAGAUUAUUUUUCUUUUCUUGUUACAAAAGUGUCCUUCAUGGCCAACUGCCAAAUGUAGUGUUUAGAUUUUUCUGUUAUUUGAUAAUUGACAAAAUAUAACGGACGUGUUCAAAUAAACUUUAAAUAUUGCAACAUUUCAAUAAAUAUUCUUACUCACACGA
Molecule: messenger RNA, 2362 nt
Organism: Toxotes jaculatrix (banded archerfish)
Lineage: Eukaryota; Metazoa; Chordata; Actinopteri; Toxotidae
Gene: scamp4
Product: secretory carrier membrane protein 4
Exons: 7
Coding region: 125-826 (233 amino acids)
Biological process (GO): protein transport
Cellular component (GO): recycling endosome membrane; trans-Golgi network membrane
Source: RefSeq, a predicted model, not a curated record